AUGGUGAUACAACUUACAGAAUCAGUUCUCGAAUCUGCCAGCACAAUGAAUCCCUGGAUCACUGAUAACCCAGAAUAUUGGACUACUGACUUUCGCCUCCGAGAUCUGCCUAUUCGCCGCGUUAAACGGUGGAGCUUUUCGAUUCAGGAAUUGCUCAAGGACUCAGCAGGCCGGGAGGAAUUUCGGCAUUGGCUAGAAAAAGAGUUUUCGGCUGAAAAUCUUUGCUUCUGGCAGGAAUGUCAGGAACUUAAAGGUGCUCCUUUACGGGAUGUCGGACGUCGUAUUCAAGCCAUUUACGCCCAGUAUUUGGCUCCGAAUGCGCCUGAUCCGCUGAACGUAGACAGUCGAGUCGCCGACUCGGUGCGGCGGCGCGUUGCUGAGGCUUCAUCAGUCUCUUCGAUCUGCCUCGACCGUUAUUGCUUUGAAGAGGCUGAAGAACACAUAUUCCAUUUAAUGAAGUCUGACUCUUAUUGCCGCUUCUUGCGCUCCGACGUUUAUCGAAAGCUUUUUUCAGGCACUAAGAAAAAAUCCAAGAAGCACCGCACUGGCGUCAGUUUGGGUGGAGGCACGGGUGGUCCUGGAGGUGGAGCUACUGGUGGUGGAACUGGCCUCGGGAAUGUUGGAAUAACAACCUCACUCAUCGGUUCUCCUGGUAGUGGAGGUACCGGCGUUCUCAGCAGUGGGGGGGGGGGAGGACUCAGUGGAGGUAUAACCGGCAGUGCUGGCCUCGGAUUGACUCAAUAUGAAUCUGUCGCAGUCUCUGGCUGUGGGUUUGCAGCUGCCACCACUGCUGGGAAUCUGGUUACUGGUUCCAAUGGCACUGGGGGGGGAUUUGUACAGGUGGUCGACUGA
Protopolystoma xenopodis is the source of this 852-nucleotide messenger RNA. The record is from the annotation of a GenBank genome assembly. Lineage: Eukaryota; Metazoa; Platyhelminthes; Monogenea; Polystomatidea; Polystomatidae.